AUGGGUAUUUUCAAGAGACAAAAAGCUCAAUCCAAAGAAGGAAAAGAGCGCGAAACGCGAAUGUUCUUCACGGCGACUAACUCGCCAUAUCCAAUAUUCGAUCUUUCGGCCUGCGAUUUGGUCAAGACUCCAGUUGGCCUUCUCUCUCGCUGCAAGAAUCUUCAGAAAACCACGCUCGACUUGUCCUGCAACAGACUCAAGACGCUCGAAGGCAAAAUGGAGAACUUGGACGAGCUUAUCGAGCUGCGACUCGCGAACAACAACUUUAAAGAGCUUCCAGCUGGUUUUCCCAAGAUGAAGAGCCUUCGAGUGCUAGACCUCUCGGGGAAUACGAACUUCAAUAAGCUUGAACAGUGCCUUGCCCUGCCGCAGUUGCGAAUCCUUCGUAUUCGAGGCACGAACAUAACGAAAAUCCCGGAGGAUGUCUUUCGUCGGGAAUGCCCUUUGUGGAUCGACACGGACGCUAAAGUACGUUAUCCACCUGGAAACGAAGCAAAGGUCAAAGAAAAACUUACCAAGUACAAAGCGCUGAUGGGUUCUUUGCUCGAGCUACAGUACUGCGAACUUCAAGUACCUCCCGAAGACCUCUUUAAAAUAAUGAGCCUUCACCAAAAAAAUGAGCUAGAUAUCAGCCACAAUCACCUUCUCGAUUUGAAACUCGACUCAAAUGAAGAUUUACUCAAAUCGCUCAAGCUCAAGCGCUUGGAUUCAUCCUUCAACAGAUUGACCUUUCUCUCGCCAAUCAUUUUCGCACUGGGAAACCUUGUCGAUCUGAAUGUGUCUCACAAUGAUUUAUGCAAUCUUCCGAAAGAGCUUUCAAAGAUGGAGAGUUUAAGAAAAUUGGACGUUUCAUUCAAUUCGAAGCUAUUUUAUCUUCCAAAACCACCCAGUCUUCUUCACCUGAAUAUAUCUUCAACUGCUAUCCAACUUACCGAGGAAUACAAGUCAACUAUCGCUUCCAUUGUCGAAGAAAAUACUUCCCCAGUCCCUGGAAUUUCCGAUUUAGCUUCCUCGAGCGACGGAGAUGCCCCCGACACUCUGCUGAGAACACAAAUCGACGAAAAUGAUGAGAAACUACGAAUUUUCAAGCGCCAGGAAGAAGAAAAGCAGCGUGUGAUUCUGGCGAAAGAACAGGCACAGGCGAACUACGUGAAGGAACUUGCGGCACGUGACAGAGCUGAAAAUGAAGAACUCGAAGACAAGACGAUGAGGCUUGCUCUGAUCGAAGCUGAGGAAGAAAACAAAGCUCAGUGGAAGCGAAAGCUUCUUGAAUUCGAGGACGAGUGUAAGUCGCUUUCUUUCCGCCUGCUGAGCGAAGAGACCGAGCGCAAGAAGAGAGUCGAUUUCAUCGACCUUCUAAAGAAACGAGAAGCCGAGGAUGCAGAGCAUUUCAAGCUGACGCAAGAACAAGAAAGCAAAGUCAACGUCGAAUUCGCUCAACGCCAGAUGAUGCAGUUCCUUCAAAAUGAAGAGGACUUUGCAAGGAUGAUGAAUUAUCAUCAGAACAAAGACCUUGAAGAUAGAAAACGACUGAAAGCGUUUGCUGAAGAGGAAGAAAGCAUGAAACAGAAACGAUUCGCGUUGAUGGAUUCCGUGGACAACGAGAAAUGCUCUCGUCAAAAUCUCGAAGAGCGGGAAUACUUCCAGAAAUUAGCCUGUCAAAGAGCAAUCGAACAAAAUGACAUGGAGCUGCGUGAUAUUCGUAGAAACGCAGAAAUGGUCAAACUGGAACUGGAAAAAAUCACAGUAAUGGAGGUCGAUCGUCAGAGUGUCGAAAAUAAAGAGAUGAUGCUUUUACUCGAAGAACGACGAAUGGAGAUGUCUUCUCUUUUGGGUAAAUUUCUCAAAGACGAAAAAGUCCGACAAGAGCAGGCUCGUGAAUAUUUGGAUCAAAUAGAGAAGUCUCGUCAACAAAAUGAAGCCAUGUUUUGGGUUCGUCAGUUUGAAACUCUGAUGCAAUCAAAGCCUAUCGCUUUACAACGAAUGGAAGCAUCUAUGGAUCGACGAGUUCUGAGAAUAAUUCAACGCGCCGGAGCCAUUGACUCUUUAGAGUGCUUUGGAGCCCACAAUAUUUCUUUCGGGCAGUUAAAGAAGCUGACUCACAAAGAUCUUGAGCGUAUUGGUGUGUAUCGUCUCGGCGAUCGUCUUCGCAUUCUCGAGCAAGUUCUUCUCGACGACGGCGAAGAUGAGAACGCAUCGGCACCAAAGGUUCUCGACACUCCAGCGAUCGAACAAGCCGAAAACGCCUCUGCCCCACCUGCUUCAAUUCAAUCUUCAACUUCACUUCCAGCGGACCAACAAGUCUUCAGAGCAGAAAAUGAGUGUUGUAUUUGCAUGGAAUCGUGCGCUCAAAUCUGCUUUCUUCCAAUGAGCAUAGCGAAAAAAUACGCUGAACUCGCUGGGGAUGAGGCUAACAAAGGCCUUCAGGAUUUUCUAUCUGAAGACGCAUUUGAUCAAUACGGGGUAGAUUUAGUCUUGGAUAAGAAUAUCGUCCAGCUCGAUGAUCAGCAAUUCGAAUGGCUUUUCAACUCCUUGUCUGACCGUCUGUCAUCCCUGAGCUCUAUCGUUCUUCGAUACCACCACAUAACUGAUAAAACUCUCCAAUUAAUCGCGCAGCAACUUCCGUUGUUGAAAAGUCUCUUAACCAUCGACGUACUUGGCUGCAACAUCAGCGGUGAAGCUGUACCUGACCUUUUGAAUGCUAUAUCUUCCUCGAACGUUCGCAUUCUUAUUCUUUCGGGAAACCAUAUCGAUCAGGAGAUCGGAAUUCGUAUUGGAGAAGAGUUGGCUUUUUGUCCUUUGAAAAUUCUGGAAAUGGCUGAUUGUGGAUUAACUUCUAAAGGGCUCAUUUCGAUAUUCAAACACAUCGUCUCCGAAAACUGUCAGAUUAAAAAGUUGGACAUUUCUGGAUCCGAGCAGUUCACUCCCGAACAAUACAUUUGUGAGCACAUCGAAUACGCUCUCCAGCAGCGUCCGAAACUCGAGCGACUGCACCUCAGAAGAGUUGGUCUCCGAGAUUAUGGUCUGACACGCGUGAUCGAGGGAGUGACCAAAUCACCAAAUAUGAAGUACUUAGAUGUUGCUGCGAAUAAACUCUCUCGAGAUGCAGCGAAAAUCGUAGCUCCCUGUAUCAAAACGCUCGACACGAUUGAUCUAUCACACAACAAUAUUCAGUCAGAAGGAGGCGUCACUCUGGCAAAGAAUCUUCAACAGCCCGAGUGCACUCUCCAUACAUUAGGCCUCACUAAUUGCAAUAUCGGAGAUGAGGGACUCGUCGCUCUCCUCAGCGCGUUUGAAAAAUGUGAGUCAAUCAAAUGUACAAUGCUCUGGGGAAAUAUCUUCGAGAAGAAGUCCUCUCAGGCUAUUACGAGACUCCAAAAAGAAGGAAUCCUCACAGAAGAGAACACUGAUUGCCGGGCAGAUCAAUCGUGGAGUGAAGACGGCGCUUUCCGUCCAGCACAACUGAGCCACAGCUUACACACUUACUACUGGUGGCAACCGAAACUUGGGCCGCAAGCAAGACUUGCACAAUAUCAGCAACCCGGGAUGUUUUAA
Molecule: messenger RNA, 3555 nt
Organism: Oikopleura dioica
Lineage: Eukaryota; Metazoa; Chordata; Appendicularia; Copelata; Oikopleuridae
Source: the annotation of a GenBank genome assembly